Messenger RNA from Biomphalaria glabrata, 871 nucleotides. RefSeq names its product probable insulin-like peptide 7. The transcript is spliced from 5 exons. Lineage: Eukaryota; Metazoa; Mollusca; Gastropoda; Planorbidae. Bases 152 to 775 code for a protein of 207 amino acids. The record is from RefSeq and is a predicted model, not a curated record.
GGGGUGGCAAGUCUUAAAAAGACAAUGCUGCAAGUUCUUUUAAAGGACGAUCAUUAUGUCCAGUUGUCAGUGAGUAAGAACGACAGGUUUAUUUCUUGACCACACUGGCCUAGAUACAACAAAACAAAACUUUAACUUUGGACAUAUCUGUAUGUUUGUAUCAUUUAGCCAAGAAAUGGUUUUGAAUAACUAUGAUUCCCUCACACCAAAGUCUGCUGUCACGAUGUUCUCAACGUGUGUUCUAGCCUACCUAGUACUAUCCUGGCACAUUGGAACAAGUAGCGCGUCCGUAGCUGAGGAGCAAGCCUUUUAUACCAUGGCCCGAAACAGAUUCGCCACAGCCAACAGAGAUGAUCUACUUUACAUCUGGCACCACGACUGCCACAGGCGGUGUUUUUAUCAGAUAGAGGAACACUUUGAGAUCUCCUGUGCCUACGAUCCAUAUAUUGCUCGCCCAAGGCGGUCGGUACAUGAGAUCGCCAACACCACGACUGGUCUUACAGCCAACAAACAGCCCAAGAACGAGCCGAGCAUUAAUGGCAAUGAAUUAGAAACAAGAGAAAAUUCUGCCAGAUUUCCAUUUUUGAGCAAGAGAGACGCCAAAUCGUUCUUGAGGAGCAAGCGAGCAGUAGACCAACCUCUGAGCAGGGGCAGGAGAGGCAUUAUGCACGAGUGCUGUUUUACCAAAGCUUGCUCCUGGGAGGAGUACGCCGAAUACUGUCAUCGCAACCCUAGGACUACGACAGCCAUGGAGAACAACUGUUCCUACAGUUAGGUCACUAGAUGGCUGCCGAGAGUCGCGCAGCAAGCAGAGGGUCAUAAGCGAGCGAGCUCUGGCUGAAUGACAAUAAAAUAAAAUGUUAAUAAAUCA